Vespula pensylvanica (western yellowjacket) is the source of this 1398-nucleotide messenger RNA. It is a transcript of the gene CtsL4, whose product is annotated as procathepsin L-like. NCBI's taxonomy places the organism in Eukaryota, Metazoa, Arthropoda, Insecta, Hymenoptera, Vespidae. Gene Ontology annotation, molecular function: cysteine-type endopeptidase activity. Gene Ontology annotation, cellular component: lysosome. The transcript has 6 exons. Bases 14 to 1063 code for a protein of 349 amino acids. The record is from RefSeq and is a predicted model, not a curated record.
UGAUGCGCGGCCGAUGCACGCCAUCUCGAACGAUUACUACGCGUAUCGCGGAGGAAUAACACGCAUGCGCAAACGCCAAGUGAGAGGAUACCAGAUGUUUAAUAAAAACAGACAGCUACCACCGAAGAUAUCCAGUAAACUCGACGACUAUUGGCGAGCUUACAAGGCACAAUUCAAUAAGACUUAUAGUGGAAAUCUCGACAAUACAAGACGCAUCAAGUGGGAACAAAAUCUCGUGAAAAUUUACGAACAUAAUUUAAUGGCUGCAGCGGGACACCAUGGUUACACGUUACGAGACAACCAUAUAGCAGAUUUAAGCACUAAACAGUACGUUCGAAAAAUGAUAAAACUAAUGCCAAGUAGAAGACGUCGUUUGCCCGACGACGAGAUGGUCUCUUUGGCCUUGCACGAUCCUAAACUCGUACCAUCUCAUUUGGAUUGGCGGGAACUAGGCUUUGUGACGAGGCCAGUGAAUCAAAUGAAAUGUGGAAGCUGUUAUGCAUAUUCAAUAGCUGCUACGAUAGAGGCCCAGUUAUUUAAGCAGACUGGCAAGCUAAUCCCAUUGAGUGAACAGCAAUUGGUUGAUUGCAGUACGAUCACUGGGAAUAUUGGUUGCAACGGUGGUUCCCUUAGGAAUACCUUGAGAUACCUUGAGAAAUCAAAAGGACUCAUGCCGCAAAAUAUGUACCCUUACAAAGGCAAACAAGGCCAAUGCAAUUUUAUAAAGGAUCACAGUGUCGUUAAUAUAACUUCAUGGGCAGUUUUACCAGCACGUGAUGAAAAAGCAUUAGAAGUAGCCAUUGCGACAAUUGGUCCUGUAGCAGCAUCAAUAAAUGCGAACCCAAAGACCUUCCAACUUUAUCAUCAAGGCGUUUACGACGACGUUGCAUGUACUUCUGAUAUAGUAAAUCAUGCCAUACUAAUCGUUGGAUACACACCAAACGAAUGGAUUUUAAAGAAUUGGUGGGGUGAACAUUGGGGUGAAGGUGGUUACAUGCGACUGGCAAGGCACAAAAAUCGUUGCGGUAUUGCAAAUUAUGCGGCUUAUGCAAAAAUUGAAUAAUAUCUAUAAUUGUAACACACCUGUACUUAUUACCUAUAAUUAAUUAAUAGUAAUUAAAAGAGUCCAUUUUUUUUUUUAUUUAUUUAACGAUACAUUCAUCAUGACUGAGACAUUCAUCAUUAUCAAUAUGACGUGAUAAAACGUUUAAAUAUUUUGAACGAUCUAAUCGCGCAACAUGUGUAUUAUAUUUGUUUAGUAAACAAGAAAAAAGAGAGAAAGAUAGAGAUCUUGCGUUAAUAUAAAGUAAUAUCGAAUUAAUGUAACGUGAAAGAUACUUAACAAAUUUCAAUUAAAAUCAGUCACACCAAAUUGAAUUUAAAAUCGUUAUUGAUUAA